Messenger RNA from Mus caroli (Ryukyu mouse), 3613 nucleotides. It is a transcript of the gene Ankrd45, whose product is annotated as ankyrin repeat domain 45. Lineage: Eukaryota; Metazoa; Chordata; Mammalia; Rodentia; Muridae. The record is from RefSeq and is a predicted model, not a curated record. Gene Ontology annotation, molecular function: protein binding.
GUCCUGGAGCUGAGGUCCUGGGUGGGCGAUGGGGUGUGAUGGGGCGGAAUAGACCCGCAUCAUCACUACGGGAUCCUGGCGUCAGGGGCUGCCGUGGUGGGCGUCAUCCAAGCACCAUGAUUGGAGGGAACCUUGGACUGGAAGAAACUGGGACUCAGUAGGCACUGACUUGGGUAUUAUUUUGGAGUUAAUGGAGCCAGAAGAAACUCUAGAAUCAGAGAGUUCAGAGAAGUCACUCUUUUCCUCCCAGCAAGAGUAUGAAGAGUCGCAAGGAGCAGAAGAAACAGGCGCUGAGAACCCCCUUCUGCAGCCCACUCUCACUGGGGACGUGGAAGGUUUGCAGACGAUUUUUGAGGACCCUGAACAUCCUCACCAUGAGCACGCUGUGCAGCUGCUUUUGGAAGAAGACAUUGUUGGGAGAAAUCUGUUGUAUGCAGCUUGCAUGGCUGGCAAAAGUGACGUAAUUAAAGCCUUGGCAAAGUAUGGGGUGAAUCUGAAUGAGGCGACUGCUAGAGGGUACACGCUCUUACACUGCGCUGCAGCCUGGGGCCGUCUGGAAACUUUGAAGGCCCUGGUGGAACUGGAUGUUGACAUAGAGGCUUUGAACUUCCGGGGAGAGAAAGCUCGGGAUGUUGCUGCUCGUUAUUCUCAGGUUGAAUGUGUUAAUUUUCUGGACUGGGCAGAUGCAAGGCUGAUUCUGAAAAAAAUUAUUACAAAGUCCUCCCUCAUCAUUACUGACCCAGAAAAGGGACCGGGGAAACUCUUCAAGGAAGACAAGAGCACCAUCCUCAAUGCGUGUCGUCUGAAAAACGAGUGGUUGGAAAGCCAUCCAGAGGCUUCCAUUAGUGAGAUUUUUGAGCAGAAACAACAAUUGGAAGAUAUCGUCUCCCCCAUCCUAGCAAAAAUGUCUACACCACGCCAAGUGAAGAGUGCCAAAUCGAUAACCUAAGCCGUGGUCACCAGAGAAGUCAAGGAUGUGCCUUCUACAGAUGCCACAUGGUGUAGAAGGCUACAUUUCAGUAUUAAAUACGACAAACCCGUUCCUUGUUCCUGCCAAGUUCAAGAAAUAGACCCAGGGUUUUGCAGAAAUGUCUGGGUACAAAUUCAGUUACCUGACUUUGUGUUAGACUUGUUCAUAAGACUCACACCUGGCUCAGGGGCUGGGCCUCUGCUCCUCCAAGCUGGGCUCCUCCUGAGUCCUCCAAGCUGAACUCCCUUCUGAGUCCUCUAAGCUGGGCUCCUCCUGAGUCCUCCAAAGCUCAGUCCUCCUGAGUCCUCCAAGCUCAGUCCUCCUGAGUCCUCCAAGCAUUCAAGCACACAGAGAAGCUAAUAGUUUUCUGUUUAACUGAGGCAAGAAAUUUCCACUUGACUAGGGGAUUCUGUUUUUAAAAGAUGCAUUAAGCCAUUUGUAAAAGAAAAGCAGGUGUUCCCUCUCUUUCAAAAAGCAAAUACUAAGAAUUGAAGUCCCCCCUCCCCGAGAGGUGGGGUCCUCUGGUUUUAGCUGUCUGAAUUAAAAUUCACCUGGAAGGUGGGAUAUAGUUUCUGUGGAAAGCCCACAAAUCUGUGGUUUCCCCUCUCAGGGUUUGAUAAUACACGGUAACUGCCACUGUGCUGCGUCCCACCAGUCUCUUUUACAUUGCCUGUGUUUUAAAGGCCAUGGCUACAGAAAGGGUCCUCAGAAAGUACUCUUGGUAGUCAAAUCAAGCAGGACCCUGAACUUCCUGUUACUUUCCAACUUUCUGGGGGAAGUUUUUUUUUUUAUAGAAAAUAGAUAACAUGUAUACUUAAAAUAGGAGAGAAUCAUUUUAUCACUUUCUCCUCAUUGUCUUGCUAUGCAAACUAUUUUUCACUUUAGAGGAGAAAGAAAACAGGGGAGCCAUUCAGUCAUACUUGUCAGGUGAUGUUCUCUUGGUCAUGCUAUUGAGGUCAUCUUGUUUUUAAAUGUUUCCCCAAGUGUCCACUUGUGAGAUCUUUUCUCUAUAGGAGCGAUUGCCAUUCAGCAGAAACACGAACACUAGCCAGUCUCUGCGGCACCCAGAGUAUUUGCUGCUCGUGGUAGGCAGAGAUCUGUGCUUGGCCCUUUUAGGACAAUCUUUCAAGACACUUGGUGCACAUGAGCACUGAGAUCAUUAGGAAGCGCCUUGGUGCCAUUGGGGAGGGGGGUGGGGAAUGGUGUUGCCAUUUUUAUUCUAAGCCACAUUUUCUGAGCCUUGAUCAUGACCACAACAGUGGUCUCUGGGUCUCUGCUCCUGGUAACUAGGAGGGGAGUCUUUAAACUGAUUUCUAUUCCCAGGUGAGACAAGCAUUUUUAACCAUCUACUAGAACAAUUUCUCUCUCCCUCUUUGCCUCACACUCUUUGUCCUCAGAUGUUUUAUAUAAAAGCCUUUGAUACACUUGCUAACACAGUAUUUGCGCAGUUUCUUGAACUGGCACCUUUAUACCAACUUUCUCAUAAUCCCCUUUUCUAAUGAAUGCCCCAUCAGCGUCCCCUCUUCUUGACCCUCAUUGUCAGAUCCUCUCAGGAUUCCAUUCGGAUUCUUGGUAGGACAAUGGUGGUUCUUCACCCUAUGACUCUCCCCAUCUUCAAUAUUACAAAGAUCUAACCUUUCCUUCUUUGGGACAUUUACAGUGCCAGAAGCCUCAUUCCGUGUCCUGUGUAACUUAGCCUCAUUCCGUGUCCUGUGUAAUUACUCACAUGCUUCUCUCUCCAUGUGGAUGAAUAUGGGUCUUUAUGAAAGGAAGACAUUUUUGUGGAAAAUCCUUUAUUUUCAACAAUUUUGUUAACAUCCUUUAUGAAAGGAGGCCCCUUUUUUGUUGGGGGCCUUCCUCAUACGUAAAGAGCUUGUAAAAUAGUAAGUCGGUGAGUAGAAGUUGAAUUGACGCACUUAGUACUACCUUACUCUCAGUACCUAGAAUUGCUUAGUCCUACCUUGUACUCAUAGAACUCACUCCCUCUUCAUUCAUUUACAAAGUUGGACUACCAUUAUAGAAAUGCUCCCAACCUUAGCUUAUGCCUUGCCUAUGUCAGUGUACCACAGACAAGCCAUACGCACAGCAAACAUUGUGGCUCUCUGUCUGCCCGCUCCCAACUAUGUAGCUCUGAAUGUCAUGGACCUGGUGGCCCCAUGGCAUCCUUGUAUCUUAUUUCAGAGACUCCCUUGAUGUGGGGUCUGAAUACUUACAUCUGUGUAUGCGUAACUUCUGUUUUGCGAGAGAUGAUAUUAAUUAUUACCUAUUGUUGCACUGACUUAGAGGUAGAUCAAUAGGAGAUUUAGAUGCCCUUAUGCUGUGAGUUUGAUGUGAUUUCAUUUGCUGCAUGGUGCUUUCUGACCUUGCAUAGACUAAUGACUUUUUUAAAAGCACACACUUAACAGUUCAGGAACGCCUCCACAGUAUUUGAAAGGGAGGCAAUUUAAUGUUAUGAUCAGUUCUAGUUGGUAGUUCUUUUAGGUUUUGUGUUUCAUUGGUCAUAAAAAUGUAAAAAUAUAAAGGUAUGGUAUUAAUGUAACAUUAAAAUAGCAACUGCUGCCUGUUAUCACUGUCAUGUAACAAAAGAUAUUUUAACUCCAAAAAGUAGGGCUAUGUGGUGACAGUGUGAUCUGAAUAAAUAAA